AUGAAAUUAAUUUUAUUCUUAUUAAUUGUUAUUCAAUUAUUGAAUGGAUUAUUGUGUAAAUAUGAUAAGGAAUUAUUACGGCGUGAUUCGAUUGUUUAUGGAUUAGCAACCGUUAAUUAUACGAACGAAAAUGAUGCUUCGGUAUCAACGUGUUCGUUGCAGUUACAACAAUUCGUUGAUGGGGUUGAGAAUCAAACUUUAUGGGCUUUAAGAUUAAUAGAUACGAGUGGUGUACCAAACGAAGGUUUUCUAUGGGGUAAUAAUUUCUGGUUAGGCCGACAAAUACUUUGUUAUUUUUCACAAUUACGUGAGCCAAUUGCCAUUAGUGAUAAAUAUCCCACAUAUCAUAAUAUUACAGAAGAUGAUUAUUUUCCCUAUUCAAUUGAUUUUUUUGGUGCUUAUGUUCGACAUAAUUUUACAUUACAACAAAAAGCAAAUAUUUAUAAUGAGUAUACCAUCGACAUCGGUUUAUGUUUACCGUCAAUAUGUGAACACAAGGAAAUUGCCGAACGUUUACAAUUGUAUUUAAAUGAAAAACUAUUGAGUGUGCAAAAUUUAUACGAUUUAGAUUUGGAGGUAACACGAAUCAAAAGUGUUCGAGAUGAUUUUCGAUGGAUGAGUACAAAAAAAUUUUUUAUAAUGGUAAUUCUCGUAUCAUUAUUAACAAUAUUAACAGUUGUGGGCACUACAUAUGACGUAAUUAUAAAUCAACCAAUCCAAAAAGCUAAAAAAAGGCUUGAAGACAAUAUGCAAAAUGAAAAACUCCAUACAAUUAGCGGAAAAAUGUCACAUGGGCCUCCAGAAAUAGUUCAAGACAAAUCAAACAUAUACACUUUACAAGGACAAAAGAAUGACAAUAAGAUUUCAAGUGUAUGGGUACAAUUUAUUUUAUGUUUUUCAUGCUAUACAAAUACAAAAUCGGUGCUACGAACGAAAUUGGGUGAAAGUGGUUUAGCCUGUGUACAUGGACUACGUUUUGGUAGUAUGGCAUGGGUAAUUGUUGCCCAUUCAACGUUUUUCUCUGGUGAAUUUCUCACGAAUAAAAUUGGAGUGUUUAUUGUAUCACAAUCAUUUUUAGCACAACCAUUAGCAAAUGCGCAAUUAUCGGUGGACAGUUUCUUUUUUAUAAGUGGAUUUUUAGUCUCAUAUUUAUUUUAUAAAGAUAAAAUCACAAAAAUUGGUAAUAAAACUGUAGAAUUGGGGAAAACUGUCCUAGAAUUUAUUAUGGUAGUAUUAAACAGAUAUUUACGUGUUACACCAAUUCUUAUUUUUGCAAUUGUAAUAUAUUCUGUAAUUUAUGAAUAUUAUGCGAACACAGCAAUCGUGGAAAUGGGUGAAGCCGUACAUGAGAAAUGUUCCAAAUAUUGGUGGCGUAAUUUAUUAUACAUUGGAAAUUUAUUUGAUUGGGAUGAGCUAUGUUUAUCAUGGAGCUGGUAUUUAGCAGCUGAUAUGCAAUUCUUUUUAAUUUCAUUGAUUUUAUGCUUUGCAUCAUUGUUUUUAUUGAAAGCAUCGAUAUCGAUUAUGAUUUUAUUAAUUAUUGCGUCAUGUUUAUGCACAACAUAUAUUUCAUACGAAGCUAAAUUUAUUCCCACAUACGAUGAAACGGUAAAUAGUUUGGGUCCAUUGUAUUCCCGUCCAUGGAUACGAAUUGGUCCAUAUUUAGUUGGUGUUAUAACUGGAUAUUUUGUUGUGAAAGUUAAAGGACAAUUAGACAUCAAAAAGAGUUUGGUAAUAUUUUUCUGGAUUGCUGCAUCUUUAUUGAAUUUAUACAUUUUAUUUGCACUUAUGAAUCGAAAAAUCGAUGUUGUAUAUUCAGCAUUCUACGCUGGAUUCCAUCGUACUUUGUGGGGAGUUGGUUUAGCAUGGUUAACUAUUGCAUGUAUUACAAAACAUGGUGGUAUUGUUAACAAAGUACUUUCUUGGCGAGGUUUUAUACCUCUAAGUCGUUUAUCACUUUGUGCAUACUUGCUGAAUCCAUUUUUUGUCACAUUUUACAACUUGAACAAUGAACAAGGGCACUAUGUAACGUAUAUGUCUGCUAUUGUUCUCAGUGCGGCCGAUGUAUUGAUAUCAUUUAUUCUCGCAUUCUUCGCAACAAUAUUAAUUGAAUACCCGACAAUACGUUUAAUUAAAUUAGGUUUUGCAAAACAAGUUGCGAAACGAUAAAAGUAAAUUCAAUUCUAGGAUUUGAUUUAAGCUAUAUAACUAGGAAACUAUUCAGUUUCAAACAUGUAUUUAGCCAUUUGUGAUAUUUAUUUUAAAAAAUGUGUGUAUACUUUUUA
Molecule: messenger RNA, 2282 nt
Organism: Chrysoperla carnea
Lineage: Eukaryota; Metazoa; Arthropoda; Insecta; Neuroptera; Chrysopidae
Product: nose resistant to fluoxetine protein 6-like
Exons: 10
Coding region: 1-2166 (721 amino acids)
Molecular function (GO): acyltransferase activity, transferring groups other than amino-acyl groups
Source: RefSeq, a predicted model, not a curated record